Molecule: messenger RNA, 2265 nt
Organism: Aspergillus sclerotioniger CBS 115572
Lineage: Eukaryota; Fungi; Ascomycota; Eurotiomycetes; Eurotiales; Aspergillaceae
Product: ribosomal RNA-processing protein RRP9
Exons: 2
Coding region: 73-1944 (623 amino acids)
Cellular component (GO): small-subunit processome
Molecular function (GO): protein binding; snoRNA binding
Source: RefSeq, a predicted model, not a curated record
GACUUCUCCCCCUCCAGCCCCUUGGAUUUCCCCGCCUUUCACGCCCGGAGCUUCAGCCAACUACCCUGGGUGAUGUCGUCUUUUUUCACCGUACCCGCUUCGCAGCGGAAGCGCAAGAGAGAAGACCGCGCCGGAGCCCCCGCAUCUAAGAAACGAGGUGUCGAUGCGGACGGAGAUGCGAGAGGAAAGAGUGGCAGCAAGAAGAACAGGGAACCGUCAAUUUCAGGAAGUGACAUUGAUGAGGAUGAGCUCAGUGCUGUGUCUGGAUUAUCGGGUGAGGAAAGUGGCUCGGAAUCCGACGAAGGAGAGACAGCCGGAGACCGGAGGUUGAAGCUUGCGGAGCGAUACCUGGAUAAUGUCCGGGAUGAGGUGGAUGAUUAUGGCUUCGAUGCGGCUGAGAUUGAUCGAGACUUGAUCGCAGAAAGGCUAAAAGAGGAUGUUGAUGAAUUCAAAGGACGUGUUUAUCGCCAGAUUGCCUCCGAUUUGGCCUUCUCGACAGCUUCUCAUACAUUCUUCCGGGCAGACACACAAUCAACCACGUCAAUUGCAGUCCACUCACCCUAUGUUUACACCGUGUCGAAGGACAAGACCUUGAUCAAGUGGGAACUCGCCACACCCACUUCCGCGGCAUCUACGACAAACGGAGAGACCUCCAAGCGCCCCCCACGGCCACAGCGCAAAAAGCCAAAGCAAGUGAGAUUUGUUCGGGGUUUGCGAAAGGUUGCGGAAACCGGAGAAGAGCAUGGUCAUACCCAGAAUAUCUUGUCCGUCGCAGUGUCGCCGUCCGGAAAGUUUGUGGCUACUGGAGGACAAGAUCGGAAACUUAUCAUUUGGGAUGCGGAGAGUCUGACCCCUUUGCAAACCUUCACGCAACAUCGCGACGCUGUCUGUGGUCUUGCGUUCGCUCGCCACAUAUCUACCAUGAGCUCCGGAGAGCAGCUCUUUUCCGGCUCCUAUGACCGGACCAUCAAAACCUGGUCUUUGAGCACGGCCGGCCAUGCAUACGUUGAGACGCUCUUCGGUCAUCAGGACCAUGUGACAGCAGUCGGCGCAAUGACUAUCGACCAGUGUAUCAGUGUCGGAGCACGCGAUCGCACGGCCAGACUGUGGAAGGUCGUCGAAGAAUCCCAGCUGAUCUUCCGCGCCGGCUCCAAGGGCGCCUCUUACCAAGAAAACAACAUUGACUGCCUGGCACCUUUACCUCCCAACCAUUUCGUUACCGGAUCAGACUCGGGCUCGCUCUCGCUCUGGUCCGUCCACAAGAAAAAGCCUCUCCAUACGAUCCCUCUCGCCCACGGCCUCGACCCCUUACCUCCACUAGACGAACUCUCUGCCGAGGUCGACCAGAACACCGCAGCACACAACUCCCGUCACCUCCGGCGCAUGCCUCGCUGGAUUACCGCAUUGGCUACCGUUCCCGGCACUGAUAUCGUGCUCAGCGGCAGCUGGGAUGGUUUCAUCCGGGCAUGGAAGAUCUCGGAAGAUAAGAGAACCAUUAUCCCACUGGGCCCUGUCGGAGCAGGGUCCAGCAUCCCGCUACCCCCCGACACACCGUCUGAACAACUCAAGCAAUCCCUUGCAUUCGACACACCGGAUCGCAUGGCAGUUGAUGAUGCGACGAACCAGCAGACCGAAGAAGAAGCAGAACCGCUGAUCAAGGGUGUCAUCAACGACAUUGCCGUUUUCGAACGUCGCGCAGAUACCGCCAAACCGGGCCAGGCGCCCGAGCCGAAGUCCAAGUCCAAGUCCAAGUCCAAGUCGAAAUCCCAACCCACCGCUCCCGAGCAACGUGGUGUGUGUAUCGUAGCCGCCGUUGGCAAAGAACACCGGCUAGCACGCUUCAAAUGCUUUUCCAACAACUUCCACGACGGUCCCUCCGCAGACGGCCGGAACGGCGCCGUAGUCUUCGAGGUGCCAUUCAUCUCCGAUAAGCAGCCGAAAUAGGCGCUAAUUUCGACGACGGCGGCAGCGACGGCGGCGGCGAUAUGAAAUGUAGUGAAAUGGAUGGCGUCCCGUGUAUCCCACAUUUUCUUCUUCUAUGCAUGUACUAUCUUAUUCCCGGGCCGGUGGUGUCUGCAUACUGCUUCAUUGCUUUUAAAAGUUCGCAUUAGAAGAGGCUUUCCCCCUCAUCUCCGUGAUUUUUAGCCGGUUUGUACUUAUGUAUAUACUUUUCUACGAUAUCUUUUUUUUCUCUCCUUCGAAUGGAUGCCUAUCACCCCAUCAGCAUCGAAAAAAAAAAUUACAAUAAACCAAUAAUGUGAAAAC